Notolabrus celidotus (New Zealand spotty) is the source of this 5806-nucleotide messenger RNA. RefSeq names its product DNA-binding protein SATB1 (gene satb1b). Lineage: Eukaryota; Metazoa; Chordata; Actinopteri; Labriformes; Labridae. The coding region runs from base 993 to 3740 and encodes 915 amino acids. Gene Ontology annotation, biological process: regulation of transcription by RNA polymerase II; chromatin remodeling. Gene Ontology annotation, molecular function: RNA polymerase II cis-regulatory region sequence-specific DNA binding; DNA-binding transcription factor activity, RNA polymerase II-specific. The record is from RefSeq and is a predicted model, not a curated record. The transcript has 13 exons.
GACGGAGGGGGAGAGACAGAGAGGGAGAUAGAAAGAAAGAAAGAGGAGCUCCGUCCGGACGCCUAUCCCCAACCCCAACCAACAGGACACCUCCUACUAUUACUAUCGCAGGCAGCUCUCUUAUGCAUCCACAGCAGCAAGCCUUAUUCUAUCCGCGACGUGGGAAAGUAAACGGCACUUUUUGACCCCCUUCCUCCUGCUUGUUUUAUUCCGACUGUGCGCAUCGCCUCCACCGCGACAGCAAGCCUCACACACUCGGGUGUUAUUAUUAUCUUGCAGCCUCUCUCUCUGUCUCUGUCUCCACCGGUAGUCCGACGUUGAGCUAUUUUUCCUGUGCGUCUCCCCUCUCUCUCUCUCCGUGAACACACACACAACGAAGGAAGGAAGGGGGCUUUUUUUAUUUGGGGUGUUAUCAUUCCAACUGUGUCCGAGGUGCUGCGCUUCCACGCCGGGGGAACAGCUCCCUGCAGCCGCCUCUCCUCUCUCUUCUGUGUGUGGAUGUUGUGGAGCGAACUCAAGCUGAAGUCGCGUUCACUUGUACGCGUCGGACGCGGCUAAAUGUCGCAGGUUCCACCGCUUACUGCUUCUUUUUUCCUCCAGUUGGACGGAAUUAGCUAACACACACACACACACACACACACACAUGCAAACACACACACUCACACACACACCGAUUACCAAUGUUCGCCUAUCACGGUCCAUCUCGACCUCGUCGUCUCUCCCACAGACCCGGGUUGUUGUUUAUUCGCACCGCCUGCAGGAGGAAGCGUCUUUUUAAAGACUGAUUUUUGGGGCUAUUUCUUUUUUUUUAAUUUGCUGUCAUGCAUACGUAGAAGAAGAAGGGGUGAGAGAUAAGAAGAGAGAAGCAGGAGUUGUUUGGGGUUUCUUUUUUUUUUCUUAAACUUGAAGAAGACGCGUAUUCCAGCCGGUGUUAUAUGCUCCCCACUGCUCAAGUGCUGCGUUCAAGGUGAUAGUGAGCAGAGGUGCUGAGAAUGAUGGAACAUCUCAGCGAGGCGUGUUUGGGCAAGGAGAACUCUGAGCUGGUCAACAGCAUGGCAGAGGCUAAGGCCCCGCCGGCCAAGCUGCCCCGGCUGGAGCAGAACGGCAGCCCCCUGGGCCGGGCCAGGCUGGGCAGCACCGGGGCCAAACUAGCCGGGGUUCCUUACAAGCCCACGGGCCACCUGCUGAAGACCUGCCACAAGAGAGGCAACAUGCUGCCUGUGUUCUGCGUGGUGGAGCACUACGAGAAUCCCAUGGAUUUUGACAGCAAGGAGGAGCACGCAGAGUUCGUCCUGGUGCGCAAGGACAUGCUCUUCAACCAGCUCAUCGAGAUGGCCCUGCUGUCGCUGGGCUACUCCCACAGCUCGGCUGCUCAGGCCAAAGGCAUGAUUCAGGUGGGGAAGUGGAACCCCGUCCCGCUGUCGUAUGUGACAGACGCACCGGAUGCUACGGUGGCUGACAUGCUGCAGGACGUCUACCAUGUGGUCACGCUUAAGAUCCAGCUGCACAGUUGUCCUAAGCUGGAGGACCUGCCGCCCGAGCAAUGGAGCCACUCUACAGUAAGAAACGCCCUCAAGGAGUUACUCAAAGACAUGAAUCAGAGCUCUCUGGCUAAAGAAUGUCCCUUAUCACAGAGUAUGAUUUCCUCCAUUGUGAACAGCACUUACUAUGCAAAUGUGUCGGCGGCGAAGUGUCAGGAAUUUGGGCGCUGGUAUAAACAUUUCAAGAAGACAAAAGAUAUGAUGGGCAUGCGCCAACCCUCCCAGCUGGAGGGCUACCUGGGGACAUGUGUCCUCCGUGAGAGCCCGCGUGCCAAUGCACUAGCAGAGAUGGAUGGCUUGUCCGACCUCUCUCCACCCGGCUCGAACCAUAACCACAACCACAACCACAACCACAACCACCUGGGCUUCUCCCAGCAGCAGCAGCCCAUACCCGGCAGCACGGCAGAGCAGACCCCUUCCUCGCCGGUGCCCCCGCUGUCUCACGCUCCUCCACCACACGGAGGCCAGACCGGCGGCCGACAGCCCCAGAUUCCCGGUCUGCACCACCCGGGCCUCGUGUCCACGCCCAUCAGCCCCCAGCUGGUCAACCAGCAGCUCGUGAUGGCACAGAUCCUCAACCAGCAGUACGCGGUGAACCGGCUGCUGGCACAGCAGUCCCUGUCACAGCAGUACCUCAACCACCCACCUGUCAGCCGCAACUCCCACAACAAGCCCAUGGAGCCACAGGUGGCGUCCAACACUGAAGUGUCAUCAGAGAUCUACCAGUGGGUGAGGGACGAGCUGAAGCGAGCCGGAAUCUCACAGGCAGUCUUUGCUCGUGUGGCCUUCAACAGAACCCAGGGCUUGCUGUCUGAGAUCCUUCGCAAGGAGGAAGACCCUAAAACAGCCUCUCAGUCGCUGCUGGUCAAUUUGCGCGCCAUGCAGAACUUCCUGCAGCUGCCAGAGGUUGAACGCGAUCGUAUCUAUCAAGAAGAGAGGGAGCGCAGCCUGACAGCAGCCUCAGCGAUGGGCGCAGCUCCUCUCAUCAGCACUCCACCCAACCGACCUGUACAGCCUCGGAGGGAAGACUGCAACAGUGUGAGGCCCGAGGACUGGAAUCCCCGGAUCCCCGUGGGCAUUUCCCCUGUGAGCAAACAACUACACCCUCACCUGACCACAUUCACAGAGACAAUACAGACACCAGAAGUUAGCAUCAACCAACACGGCAAACCAAGUUUUUCAAUGCAUUUGUGGAAAGAAGCAGAGGCUUAUGUGAAACAAUCGCCUCUGCCCAACGAGUGGAACGGCAAAACUGAGAGCUGUAUCCUCAACAUCAACUCCACCAUCUACGAUGAGAUCCAGCAGGAGAUGAAGAGGGCCAAAGUCUCUCAGGCCCUGUUUGCAAAAGUGGCUGCCUCCAAGAGCCAGGGCUGGCUUUGCGAGCUGCUGCGUUGGAAGGAGGAUCCCUCUCCAGAGAACCGGACUCUCUGGGAGAACCUUUCCAUGAUCCGCCGCUUCCUGAGCCUCUCCCAGUGUGAACGCGACGCCAUUUACGAGCAGGAGAGCAGCGCCGGGCAGCAGCACCACAACGAGAGGCCGUCUCACUUAAUGCACAUCACUGCUGACCAGCUACAGGCUCAGCCGCCCCAGUCUCAGCAGCAGCACCAGCCCUCCCUGUCCCUCCAGCACCCCUCCCAACCCCUUUUGUCCCAGCAGCCUUUGCAGCAGCAGCAGCCUACCAUGGGCCCUCGAUUGCCGCCUCGCCAGCCCUCCACCGCCUCACCAGCUGAGACGGAGGACGAGGGCAGCCGCGGAGGAAGCAUCAAGUCCCGCACUGGAGGAGGGAAGAUCUCCCUGGAGGCUCUGGGAAUCCUGCAGAGCUUCAUCCAGGACGUGGGUCUGUACCCGGACGAGGAGGCCAUCCACACCCUGUCAGCUCAGCUGGACCUGCCCAAGCUCACCAUCAUCAAGUUCUUCCAGAACCAGCGCUUCUAUGUCAAUCACCCAGCCAAGGCGCUCAAAGAGCCCAAUAACAACAACAACAACAACAGCUCUGCAGCGACCACCAUCAACAACACCAGCAGCAGCAGCAGCUCGGCCUUCGAGGAGGAGCUGACGGACUUCAGGGAGAGCGGGGAGCUGCUGAAGGAGCUGGACGAGAGCACGCAGACCAACACCAUCUUCUCCAUCAAGAUCGAGGAGCACCUGAGCCAAGGCGCCGCGGCCCAAGCAGAGAUUGAACACGAGGCCAAGGAGUAGGACUCUCCUCCGUCUUAACACGUACUGAGAGGUUUCAUGUGCACACACACACAGACUGGUGACUGUGCUAAAUGUAACGCUCCGGCCCACACAGAACCACCACACCGCAAAUAAAGAAAAGUAGUGUUUUUAAUCAGAGCAGCGCCUGGACUGUUGGAGGAGUGUUUAUAUAUAUCUGUAACAGACUGACAGGCCAUGUGAAGAGUGUUCACACACACACUGGAGAGCCCAUUUCAGACUCAAGUACUACUUUUUGGAUUUUGUAAAACUUGUAUUAUUCACUGUAAAGACUGAUGCACCAUUUAAAUAAUCUGCACAAAAAAUUAUUCUAAGUAUGUUGCCGUGGAUAUUUGCUGACUGCACUCUAUGUCUGUUGUUUUACACUGACUUACUUUAUCUUUUUUGAGCUACUGAUUAUAUUUAAAAAGAAAAAAAGUCCCCCUGGAGUUUGUCAGGACUUUGAUAGGUGUUUACGUAUGUGAUGUUUAACUGGAUUUUUUAAAAAAUAGCAAAUGAAAUCGAGGACCAAGUGGUUGACAAGGCCUUAAUUAUGAGGUAUCGAGUCUGGAGCCUGCUGGCGGAUUAGUUCUUCUUUUAAAAAGCGCAUAAUGUGAUUAUGGAUCACUCCAAACUCUGGAACGCGAUCACCCAGCCCAGGUGAAUCUCUGAGAACAGCUCAGUCUUUACAUAUUAUUUGUUAGGGAGGAGAUAUAAAUAUAUAUAUAUAGACAUUAUAUUGUAACUGUAAAAAAAUACAGUCUUAAAGAAACUAUGCCAACAAAUGCCUUGUACUAUACGGCACUGCCGAUGUUAGAUUAUUUUGCAAACCUUUGUCACUGUAACUUUCUGAAUUUGCCACACAGUUAGAAAUGUGAAUUUCCACCAUGUUUAUGUUGUCUGACAUUAUUUAUUUGCAGUUCAUGCAGUGUUUCUGAUGUAAUUACUUUUUUUUUUUUUUUUUAAAGUUUAUGUUCCGUAGAGCUUUUUUAAAAAUUCCACCGGUUCUGUUUUCUAUUUAUAAAUGUAAUUUCGAUGGGCAGUAAAAACAAAAAGUGUCUUAAACGUUUUAAAUGGAGAAAUGUGCUUUAAAGGUUGCCUAUAAAAAGUGCUGUAUGUCAACCAACUCAUGCUACAAGCUUCACAAUUAAUGUUGUAUGCAAUUUUUACUAUCAUGCAAAUAAGCUUAGGUAAAAUGACUAACCUAUAGAACACCUUAGAAAGAAAAACAUAUGCAAUCUGUGUGAAAAUCGAUGUCUGCGAUGUGUCUUCCUUUGGUUAACAAUCCAAUUCAAAAAGCUAUUCCUGUAUAAAUAUCCUGUAUAAAAGUGUUUCUUUUUUAUGAGUUGAUUUCAAUGAGAACACCAGUUAUUUUGUUACGACUGACUGUUUUAUAAGUGUUUCUCGGUUCCUUUCUGCAGAAAAGUGUUCUAACUAGAAGUGGUUAUUGAUUGUUAAUUACACAAUUAAACUGUUUGUAUUGUACCACAGAUUUCUUGGCAUUAACUUGACCGGAUCUUUUGACAGCCAGAGCGAGGACCGACCUCCUCUGCAAAACAAAAAGAUGAAACAAUGUGAAUUGUUCUGAAUCUACUGCUAAGAGAGAUCAACUCCAGUCCUGAGUCAUUCAGCUGCAGCCACUGAACACAUUAUUUGUAAUAACUGUAAAUAUCACAUCUUAUGAAUCAUUGAUUGUUUAUUAUUGUAAAUAUAUUUGAACUUUGUGCAAGAGCUCACCGUACAAAUCAACGUUCUGUCGUGCCUCUUCCUCUUAAAGCGACUGUACCGGAGCUCUUCCUGCUGAGUGUAUCUGAAGCACCUGUGAAAUCUGAAAUAAAUAAAUGUAAGGUGUGAACACCUGUAAUAGCAAAGCCCUCUGCAGGGAGCUCGAAGAUAUAAAAACAGCACAGGUGUCCUGACCUCACUUUGAACCCCAGGUGAGGCCAGGUGUCUGCACCUUUAGGAAAUUACCCUCACCUGUUAACACCCUGAGAUAUGUGCCAGCCUGUGUUGGCUGGUGUUCCCUUGAUGUUCUGCUCUUUUUUCAUGAAUAAAAAGCCAGAGUGUAA